This is a messenger RNA of Drosophila yakuba, 383 nucleotides long. RefSeq names its product ovomucoid. Gene Ontology annotation, molecular function: protein binding. The record is from RefSeq and is a predicted model, not a curated record. The transcript has a single exon. The coding region runs from base 48 to 254 and encodes 68 amino acids. Lineage: Eukaryota; Metazoa; Arthropoda; Insecta; Diptera; Drosophilidae.
CAGGUGUGGAGAUUCUACUCUUGCCCAACCCGUCUAGCAUUAUAGCCAUGCGUUGCCCAGCUUUCCUCGCACUCUGCCUGCUUGCCAUUCUGGCCAUGACUGUGGCCGAGAAGGAGAUAAACUAUUGCCUGUGCCAUCGCAACUAUGAUCCUGUGUGCGGAUCGGACUCGCAGACCUAUAGCAACCAGUGUGAAUUCGACUGUGCAGUUAAAAACGGAGCCUCCAUUACCAUUAAGCAUAAUGGAAAAUGCUAGAGCCUCCAUUACCAUAAAGAAGACGGGAAGCUGGAAGGAAACGGAGCAUGGAUCCCAAUUGGUUGUCAAAUAAUAUGUGACUAAUAAAUAUGUGUCUUAAGCUUUAGCUUAAGCUGUGUUUAAACAACA